Messenger RNA from Erigeron canadensis, 902 nucleotides. RefSeq lists its product as uncharacterized. NCBI's taxonomy places the organism in Eukaryota, Viridiplantae, Streptophyta, Magnoliopsida, Asterales, Asteraceae. The record is from RefSeq and is a predicted model, not a curated record. The coding region runs from base 48 to 827 and encodes 259 amino acids. The transcript has a single exon.
AAUUGUUUUAUCUUCCAAACACCAAUUAACAAAUAUAUAUCUUCAAAAUGCAAACACAAAUGAAAAUAGAAGAAUCUGAAAUCUCACCUAGCUUCAAUUGUUACUCUUCGGAUAGUUUAACAUCCAAAGCUGUCGAUAAAGUCAUCCGUGAAGAGCACGCUCGACUUAACGAAUUUGGAUCAGGUGUUGUGGAAGGCAACGAUUUUGAGUUUUCGGUGGUAUUUAGCGACGAAGAGGAAGUAUGGGCUAGUUUUCCUGUUUUCAACCGUGAUAUUUUGUUAAAUGAUGAAAUAAAUAAUAAUAUUUCUAAGGAUGGUUCUGCUUUUAUAACAACUUCGUUAGGAAACCUUUUUAUUGAUAAUGAUCAAGAAGAAUCGUCUUCGUCGUCAUCAGAAGUUGACGAAUUGGAAAAUAUACCUUCUGGCACAUUUUGUAUUUGGAAGCCUAAGACUACCAAGGACGGUGGUUCGUCACCGGGUAUGAGUAAAUGUAAAAAGAGUAACUCAACGGGAUCAACUGUAUCUAAAAAGUGGAAAAUUCGGUGUUCAUUCAAGAGGUGUAAUAGUGAAGGCAAGGAGCCCAUGGUGUCGUUGCUAACUCCUCCUCCUAACAGUAAUAAUAAGAAGAUCGAUAGUAGAACUAGUCCGAAACGAAAACGGAUUAUUUCUGGCAAGUUAAAGACGCAAACUCCGGUUCACGAAUUGUUUUACGUGCAAAGACGAGCCGAGAACGAAAUGGGUAAAAAGAAAUCGUAUCUACCGUAUAGAAAGGAUAUGUUUGGUUUGUUUGCAAAUGUCAACGGCAUGGGCAAAAUGCUCCCUUUCUAGUCUUACUUUUAAAUAAUCUAACUCGGUUUUGUAUAUUUCUGAUCAUUGUAAAUAUAUUUCGAUGAGAUUUUUUAA